Molecule: messenger RNA, 1722 nt
Organism: Fusarium graminearum PH-1
Lineage: Eukaryota; Fungi; Ascomycota; Sordariomycetes; Hypocreales; Nectriaceae
Exons: 5
Coding region: 1-1722 (573 amino acids)
Biological process (GO): positive regulation of transcription by RNA polymerase II
Cellular component (GO): nucleus
Molecular function (GO): transcription cis-regulatory region binding; DNA-binding transcription factor activity
Source: RefSeq, a predicted model, not a curated record
AUGCGCUCUUUUUCGGGCUGGACCUGUAUCAAAAGUUCUCGAGCAUGCAAUUACUCUAGAAGAUCAGUGUUUCGUCCGUUUCAGACUCAUAGUGUGAAAAACCAGAAUGAUGAUCCGAACCGAAGUUCAGGAGAUACUCCACAGACUUUUGAUGAGGAUCAUGUAUGGCUUAAAGUUCCAGAAGAGCUUCAUUUCGUCUACAUAGAGGACCCAUAUUCUGAGCAGUACGACGCGAUAGCUGAUGGGUUUAUUUCUCCAGAAGCAAACUCUGAGGUGCCACACCAAGGAUUCGGCCCACGGGUUGAUAUAAAUUCAUUGGCCAUUGAUGUUCAAGCGCCUGCUCAAGAUAUAGUUCCCGGAGAGACACCUAGUUAUGACAACUAUGCUGUCGAUUCAAGACUAGCAACACUCUAUCUGAUAAAGCAUUACAAACAAGGACCCGGCACAUGGUUCGAUAUAUUUGAUACUGGUUGCUACUUCUCUGGCAAAGUCCCCGUCAAAGCAGCCUCAAGUCCUCUCCUCAAAUCAGCCAUUUGCGCUAUUUCUGCAAAGCAUUUGUACCGCCUCACCAAGAACACGUCCCACUCAGUAUCUAGCCCGCUAUCCCGAGGCCCCUGGCUGUCGUAUGACUGGCACUACGAAUCAGCAAAACAUUAUGACGAUGCGAUCAAUCAUCUGAAGCGAGCAGUGGACUUGCAAACUUACGAGAAUGAUUUGAGUGAGAAAGAGGAUAUGUUAGCGGCUGUCGCGAUUCUUUGUAUCUAUGAGCUCAUGGAUGCACCUGGAACGGCAUGGAGGGCGCACUUGAGUGCUUUGCCACUGUUUCAGUCUACUGAAGAUGCUCCUAAUCCCUCUCCAACAAUAGUGAUUCCCAGGACCGCCAUCCAGGGUCCCAUUCUUUGGAGUUUGGCGAGGCAAGAUUUACUAUGCGCUUUUAUCAGCGAAACGCAAACACGACUUGACCUGAAGGAUGUUCGUCUUUGGCAAAAUGCAGGUCUCGCAACUACCGAAGAUGGUACUCUAAUGCCCUUCAGCCCUCUCUGCUCAGCAGAUAUUCGAACCUCGGCAGAUGUAGAAGAAGACACCAAAAGCAAUGAAUUGACAUGGCUGAUAGGCAAGCUCUCAAAUCACCUCACAUCGGGUGAUGCCAUCAACCCCGCAGACUAUGCGCUACCUAAUGGUCAACGUCCAACAGUCGGGGUAACUCAAGAGUGUCUGCUUGAGCGUUGGAAAUUGUUGGUGGUAGAAUUCAAAAAGUGGCACGAGAGCCUUCCUCGGACGUUCAUGUCAUACGCACGAACGCCAUAUCCAUUGGGAUCACAAUCAUGCUUCAGCGCCUUUGACCAGGUAUGGUACGAGUUGCCGAUUUGCGCUGCCACCAUGCAAAACUACUACAUGGCAAUGGUACUACUACUCGUGAAUCAACCACAAGAAUCCACCUUUAUCCGCUCAAAUGUAUCGGCGCGUUUGAAUUCGUACAGGAGGAUUCAAGAGGAGGUCCGUCAUUACGCAAAGGAGAUAUGUGGAAUAAGUCUCGCUGAUCCGAGUGAUCCGGUAAGGGCGAAUUCCGUACAAGCACUGUUUGUGGCGGGACAGGUGUUCCAUGAAAAGGAAGAGCAAGACGCCGUUCUGAAGCUGCUGGAGGAUGUAGAAAGGGAUUUAGGGUGGACAACGAGGUUUCACAGGGCGAAACUUGUUGAUGAGUGGCCCAAGGACAUUUGA